AUGGUACGGGGCAAUGGCGUAAUGGCUAGCGUCAGGGAAAAUAAUAUGGAGACAACACCGUACGAUGACAUUUACCUUGAGCCCUCAGAUUUAAGGCUGCGUGGAUUUCCUCGGGAGGACAUCGUCACCUCAUCACCGGGAGCAUACAAGAGAGAAGAGUGGAUAUGCGCGUUGUGAAUUUUCGAUGUUUCAGGCAGCACAUACGGAUGUUUCUCGUAUUUCGAUCAAAAUGUUAAAGUGGGGAUUUUGAUGGCGUUUCUUUUUUUUUUUUGUGGCACAGUUCCUCAGCAAGACAAGCGCACGGCUUCACCCACUCACCUACUACCUCUGCGUUGUUUCGCCCCGUCUGCUAGCGCGGCGGGUCGUUGUCUUCUUCAUCAACAGGAGGCGGCAAGUAGCCAACAAGUAGCAACGGAGUCUCAGAUCAGAUUAGCCGCCACAGGGGAGGGGAGACCAUGGACGAGGCCGCCGCCGGCCAACGCGCCAGUCCUCUUCUUGCCAAGAAUGAUGGAUCAAGCUAUGGUGAAGAAUCACAGAGUUUAUUGGAAGAACAGGAGCCACAGGUUAAAACUAAACAAUCUGGCUGGAGAGCACCAUCAAUCAUUCUGGGACUUGAAUGCUUGGAGAGCAUGGCUUUCAAUGGCAUUGCCACAAAUCUAGUUGUGUAUAUUCGCUCAGUUCUCCAUGGUGGCAUCGCUUCCAGUGCUUCAACUUCUUCUCUUUGGUACGGUACUAGUUUCUUUGUGCCUAUACUUGGAGCAACCAUUGCAGAUACUUACUGGGGAAACUAUAAGACAGUCUUGAUCUCCUUUAUCAUGUAUUUACUUGGUACGGUAUUCAUUACUGUUGGAGCUUUUCUGCCUUCUGCUCCAGCCUUAUGCAACACGGAAUCAUGCUCAUCAAUGAAUGGGACUCAACAUCUAGUAUACUUCUCAGGCCUGUAUCUCACUGCUAUUGGUUGUGGCGGAGUAAGGUCUGCGUUGCUUCCGCUUGGUGCAGAUCAAUUCAACAACGAUAGCAGUUUAGAUAUACAAAAGAGAAGGAAUUUCUUCAGUUUAUUCUACAUUUGUGUUAUCUUUGGUGUGAUUACUUCUGGCACCAUCGUAGUAUGGAUUCAGGAAAAUGUGAGCUGGGCUAUAGGAUAUGGUGUUGCCACUGCAUGCAUAGCUCUUGCUCUGAUAGGCUUUUUGGUGGGAACACCAAUAUUUCGGCGACAUGAGCCCCAUGGUUCUCCAGUAAGGAGUGUUUUCCAGGUCAUUGUUGCCUCUUUUAGGAACUUGGCCUUGGAGCUUCCUGCUGAUAGCUCUCUUCUUUAUGAGGUCAGGAGAAAGAACACACAGAAGAGUGAACCAAAGUUGGCUCACACUGAUGAUUUCAGAUUCUUAGACAAGGCUGCCAUUAUGUCUGAUCUGAGCUUGGACCAAGACAGUUGCACAAGUCCAUGGAGGAUCUGUACUGUAACUCAAGUCGAGGAAUUGAAAAUACUAAUCCGUUUACUUCCAAUAUGGGCAACCGGGAUAUUCUUUUGUGUUGGGAUCUCUCAAAUGCACACCACCUUCAUUCAGCAGGGGACUGUGAUGAACACCAAGAUUGGCUCACUCUCCAUUCCAGCAGCUUCCCUGUAUUCAUUUGAAGUGAUAUGCGUGACAUUCUGGGUUUUCCUGGUGAACAAAGUCAUCAUACCAGUGACCAGAGCAUGCUUUGCAAACGGGGCGGAAAUGACGCAGCUGCAGAGGAUCGGCAUCGGGCGAUUCCUGAUGAUAUUCGCCAUGGCGAUCGCCGCAUUUCUAGAGAUGAAGAGGCUAGAGAGCGUCCAGGGGGGCGAUCAGCCCCUGAGCAUCGCGUGGCAGCUCCCGCAGUACUUCGUCAUCGCUGGGGCGGAGUGCUUCACCAUCAUCACUCAGCUGGAGUUCUUCCACGGUCAGGCGCCGGACUCCAUGAAGAGCAUGCUGACGGCAUUCGCGCUGCUCACCACCGCCCUCGGCAACUACUUCAGCUCGGCGAUCAUCACCCUCAUCGCGAGGGUGACCGGGACAUGGCAUAGCCCUGGAUGGAUACCAGAUGAUCUGAACAAAGGGCACCUUGACUACUACUACUGGUGUCUCGCAGCCAUCUCAGCUGUAAAUUUCGUUGUUUACAUCUAUUUUGCCAGUAAAUACAAGUUGAAGAAGGCUGUCAUCCAAGUCUAAAGUUUUUGUAAAGUUACCAAUUGCCACCACGUGAAGUGUUUAUAGAUUGUAUAUGUUAAAUUAUACUCCAGUUAGGUUUUAGAAGGACCAUUAUAUCCCAAAAUAGCUUCAGGUUGAUCUGAGGAAGCUACCCGUAUCGGCAAAUGUACUUAAUUCAAUUUGUCAAAAGAAUUAUGUAUCCCUAAUGUUGUAAUUUCACAAUGAGUAGUAGAAUGAUAGUUUUACUUGUGCAUGGAAGUGAGUUUGAAAUGGAAAUGUUGAACAUUUGUUCUUUUGGAUCUGUUGUAUUUAGAUUAUUCCUAUGUA
Molecule: messenger RNA, 2495 nt
Organism: Oryza sativa Japonica Group (Japanese rice)
Lineage: Eukaryota; Viridiplantae; Streptophyta; Magnoliopsida; Poales; Poaceae
Product: protein NRT1/ PTR FAMILY 8.3
Biological process (GO): transmembrane transport
Cellular component (GO): membrane
Molecular function (GO): transmembrane transporter activity
Source: RefSeq, a predicted model, not a curated record